Molecule: messenger RNA, 2662 nt
Organism: Epinephelus moara (kelp grouper)
Lineage: Eukaryota; Metazoa; Chordata; Actinopteri; Perciformes; Serranidae
Gene: lrit1b
Product: leucine-rich repeat, immunoglobulin-like and transmembrane domains 1b
Exons: 4
Coding region: 133-2085 (650 amino acids)
Cellular component (GO): endoplasmic reticulum membrane
Molecular function (GO): protein binding
Source: RefSeq, a predicted model, not a curated record
UGCAGUAUGGAGCUGUGAGCCUGCACACCACCACCAUGCAUCCGAAGCCUCAGUAACAAGAGCUGUAGCAACUAUUUUUUUUUUUUAAUUGUAGUUUAGCUGCAUAGCAUCUAGUAGCUUGCAGGAGGAAAAAUGAGUCGACAUUUUGCUGCUGCUUUUUGUUUGGCUUUAGUUUUUCUUCCUCUGCUGAGCAGCUCGUGUCCUGCACAAUGCAGCUGCUUCUUCCACAAACUGAGCGACGGAUCAAAAGCAAGGAGCGUGCUUUGCAACGAUCCAGAGAUCACUGUGGUCCCUCCAAAUUUCCCCAUCGACACCUCGAAGCUGCGCAUCGAGAAGACAGCGAUCACACGGAUCGCAAGCGACAACUUCCACUACCUCAACAACCUGGAGUUCCUGUGGAUGUCUUUCAAUUCGCUGAAUUCACUGAGCGUCGACAGUUUCCGAGGUCUUUACAACCUGGACGAGCUUCGGCUGGAUGGCAACUCCCUCACCUCCUUUCCCUGGGACUCUCUGACAGACAUGCCAAACCUGAGGCUCCUCGACUUACACAACAACAAGAUCUCCACCAUCCCUGCGGACGCCACCAUGUACAUAAAGAAUCUCACCUAUCUGGAUUUAUCCAGCAACACUCUGACGACCGUCCCUGCUGACGUUCUCACAGUGUGGCUGAGUGUGAAGCCAUCUCAGGACGCAGAUUCCUCUAAACUAAUUCUGGGUCUCCAUGACAACCCCUGGCUGUGUGACUGCCGAUUGUACGAUCUGGUCCAGUUUCAGAAAUCCCCAUCAUCAUCAGUGGCUCUCAUCGACACCCGGCUGCGGUGUGCUGAUCCUGAGAGCUUGUCAGGGGUUCUUUUCACUGAAGCGGAGCUGCAGAGGUGCCAGGGCCCUCGGGUGCACACAGCCGUGGCUCGUGUGCGCAGCUCGCUGGGCAACAACGUCUUGCUGCGCUGUGGCACAGUUGGAGUCCCCAUCCCUGAGUUGUCCUGGAGCCGUGCUGAUGGCAAGAAAAUGAACGGCACAGUUCAAGAAGAGAUUUCAAAGGAGGGCAUCAUCUGGUCGAUUCUGAGCGUGCCUGCAGUUGCUUACAAAGAUUCUGGGAAAUAUAUAUGCAAAGCAACCAACUUUGUGGGCACCGCGGACGCCAUCAUCUCUUUGGUGAUCACAGAUUCCUUUCGGUCAGAGGAAGCAGGUGGUGGCGUAUCGAAGAGAAACAGAGGGAAGAAACCUGGCGGCAUCGGAAGAGCAGCAUACCAGGAGAAACUUAUCGCCAGAUAUGUUCCUCCACCAACCACCACGGCUGCCCAGCCCAUCAUCGAACCUCUCAAUGGCAAAGGCGUGACUGGGAAGUACGAGAUUGAGAGCUACAGCGUCUCUGAUGGCGCUUCUGAGGGACGGGGCAAAGCAUCAGAAGCUGAGAAGCCAGUGGAGCUGGAUGCCUUGAGUAACUUAGCCGCCAAUGCCUCGUCCUUACAGCAAGCUCCUGAGAAAAGGAUAGUGCGUUCGGUGAAGGUGAUUGGCGACACCGACCAUACCGUCUCUCUGAACUGGCGAGCCCCCGCAGCCACAAACACCACAGAGUUCAGUGUCCUAUAUGCUGUAUUUGGUGAAAGGGACAUGCGUCGGGUGAACGUAGGCGCCGGAAAGAACCGGAUCACCAUUGACGGCCUUGUGCCAAAGACAAAGUACAUUGCUUGUGUUUGCGUCAAAGGCCUGAUCCCGAAAAAGGAGCAGUGUGUAAUCUUCUCAACAGAUGAGGCGGCCAGUGCCAGUGGCACUCAGAAGCUCAUUAAUGUGGUGGUGAUAACGGUGGCGUGCGUGAUUGCUGUCCCCCUGACACUGAUUGUUUGCUGCGGGGCGCUAAAGAAGCGCUGCCAAAAGCUUCUGGGGCGGCAGUCCAAGGAAAUUCAGGACUCAUAUGUCACGUUUGAGACCCUGGGCCCCGGGGGCAAAGCUAAAGGGAUGGAGGGUGAGUACCUGACCAGGCUGAAUCCUGACGAAUCAAACAGGCUGCUCUCAGCGAGGUCCAGUGUUGACUCAGAGGCCACAGCCAGGACUGAAGGGCCACCUAGCGAGUAUUUCUGCUAAAACCAAACGAAUGCCUCAACCUCCAGAGGAUGCACUUUGUUUUUUUGUUUUUUUAAACAGCCUGGGAUGUGAAUAGAUAAAACUGCUGUGCUCAGAGACUCAAAAGACUGAGAACACUGAUGACUCAGUCAGCUGUGGAUACAUGAAGUUGUUUUACAGCCUUGUGGGACUAAAACCCACCAUUCAUUUGGUGGACUGCAAAAAAGGGAAAAUACACACAAUGACAUGGUUUCCAUAUUCACAUGUGGUGUACAGUAAAUGUGUAAAAAUAACUUUUUUUAAAUACAUCAUGCAUUUUUUAAGGUGAUGUUUUGCAAAGGAAGAUGUUGCCCUAAAUUAUCUAAAACACAAUCUUUUUCUUCUCCGAGAUGUAACCUCUGCAAUGUGUUAAAAUCUUUAUUUAAAACAUAUUUAGAGAGAUCAUGAACCAGCAGUUAUUAGUCUAUUUUGUAUGUCAGUAUGAUGUUAACGUGCCAGGCUCACUGUUGGGCCAAGAACCCUAAAUACAGUAGCCUACAUUUUAUAAUGUGUAAAUAUCCAUGACCUGAAAUGUAUGUGUAUGUCUGAAUGUACUGUA